GAAGAAGAAGAAGAGCGAGCAAUGCCCAUCGCCCCCCAGGCCGCAUGGCUGCUGCGCUGCCCGUGCUCAAGCACAAGAUUCCUCCAUUCCAGUUUCUGGGUCUGCUCCCUUCGUCCCUUCCCUUGACUCCCAAGCUCGCCCGCUUCGCUUCUGCAGGCCUUACCCAAAGUUCCUCCUCCGCCUCUCGCCUCCGCCGUCUUCCUCGGCUCGAAAGCCCCGGAAUCCCCACGCGCCGUCGCCGCGGUCCGAGCUCCAUGACCCUCCCCGCCAAAUGCUUCUCCUCCGGGUCGGCCGCCGACCCCGUUCCUAUCGAGGGCGAGACCCAGGUGGACGACCCGGCGGCCCUCGUGGUGGUCUCGUUCUACAAGUUCGCGGAUUUCCCCGAUCACGCUGAGCUGCGGCAGCCCUUGAAGGAUCUCUGCGAGCAACUGCGGGUCUCAGGUGGUAUUAUCCUUGCGCCAGAAGGGAUAAAUGGGAGCAUAUGUGGAACCCGCGAAUCAGUUGAAAGAGUUCUUGGGUUCAUCCAGAGUGAUGAACGUUUAAAAGGGCUUAGACGAAUAGAAUCUCCUGUGAGUCCCGAAGAUGAAGCUCUCCACCAUGGACAUAGUAGCAGCUCUCCUCUUGCAGCUGGGGAAGAUGCCCCCUUCCGUUGGGAUCACGUCAGAGUCAAAUUAAAAAGAGAGAUCGUUUCUCUUGGAAUGCCUAGUGUCUCACCUAUUGAGAGGGUUGGGAAGUAUGUAAAUCCGAGGGAUUGGAACAUGCUGAUUAGCGAUCCAGAUACAGUAGUGAUUGAUGUGCGGAAUAACUAUGAGACGAGAAUUGGGAAGUUCAAAGGAGCAGUUGACCCAUGCACCACUGCUUUCCGAGAGUUUCCAGCUUGGGUGGAGAAUCAGUUCCAACCUCCUGAAAUGGAUGGGGAGCAUUUGAAAUUGGCCGAAGAACAUGGUUCUAGUGCAAAUACUGAUCAGCAAGCAGACAGUCCAAAAGAAAGAAUGCCUCGGGUGGCAAUGUAUUGUACAGGAGGAAUUCGAUGUGAGAAAGCUUCAAGUUUCCUUCUGAGUAAGGGUUUCAAAGAGGUCUAUCAUCUGAAAGGUGGAAUACUGAAAUAUCUUGAGGAGGUUCCUAAGAGCGAGAGCCUCUGGGAAGGCGAGUGUUUUGUGUUUGACAAGAGAGUUUCGGUUGAGCAUGGUUUGGCACAGGGAACUUUUGAUCUUUGUUACGGGUGCAAAAAACCAGUGAGUGAUGCUGAUAUGGAGUCACCGGAGUGGGAGUAUGGUGUUUCUUCAUACUGUUACUCUUCCAAGUCUGAAGAAGAAAAGGAAAGGGCGAGAGCUCGGCAAAGGCAGUUUGAGAUGUGGGGCAUCAUUGGAGGUCCUCACAAGGGUCGACGGCCAAUCACAAGCCCCGAUAACAAUAAGAGCACCAUCGACAGACAGUCAAGUUCAGUUUAGCUUUCUGACAGGGUUUGGGAGUCGGUGACUGAAUUCAAAAGGGAAUUCUCUAAACAAUUUUUUUUGGGGGAGAACACUCCUAAGCAGUAGCGUUGGGCUUCUUAUGUUUGGCGAAGCUGGUAACUACAGUGGGAGCUCAAUGAAGAGAGCAAUCUUUUGGCGGGGCAUCUUCGGUUUUGGACAACGGUUGCCGACUGACAUUGGAUAUGUUAUUUUUGAUCGAUGACUUACAUCUUGAUUGUAUUAGGAAAGUCAGAUAUAUAAUCUGUUCUGGGACAGAUGUAGUAGCCCAUCAAAGCGAUGCAAAGCAUUAGAUGUAUCUUAUUGGGGAAAGAACUAUUUCUCAGCAUCUUCUUUAGUCAAUCCAGUGCCGUCAUAAGUAUGAAACCAUGCAUGCAAAUGCAAGAUGGAAUC
Eucalyptus grandis is the source of this 1865-nucleotide messenger RNA. Its product is annotated as rhodanese-like domain-containing protein 7. Lineage: Eukaryota; Viridiplantae; Streptophyta; Magnoliopsida; Myrtales; Myrtaceae. The record is from RefSeq and is a predicted model, not a curated record.